AAAAAAAAAAAAAAAAACAGUAAAGCAAAUUUUUAACCGUCACAAAGUGAAAGAAUUUUAAAAAGUUCUAAUUUAAAUUGAAAAUUUGUGUUUGUGAAAUAGAAGAAAACCAAAAAGACGCUAUAACAAUGAGUAAUAUUGCGAAGCAGAGUUGUCGCCUGUGCCAAACGGCGGGCAAACAAAUCAAUUUCUUUCCCAAUCCUUGGAAGACAGCCGCGCCGGCCUUCUCCACAUCGUGCACAUGCAAUCAGACAAAUGCCGCUCACAAGCCGGAAACCCCUGUUAUGAUGUUCUCAAGGAAACUUCUUUCGAAAGUCUCUCUGAAGAACAUAACAGGACGUCCCGUGCCACAAGAGGAUCCCUGGAAGCCAUGGCCAAAUAGCGUAAAUCCACACACAGGCGAAAUUGGCGGUCCAGCUGGUCCCGAACCAACACGCUAUGGCGACUGGGAGCGCAGAGGUCGAGUCUCAGAUUUCUAGUCCAAAGAAUGCUCUAUUUUCUAACUAGCAUUUAAGCAUUUGUAAGAUACAAACGAAUUCCCAGAUAUUUACGCGCAUAUUGUGUUGAAGCAAUAUUUACUUAGUACUAGUAGUUAGUAAGCAUUCUAGACUGAAUAAGUGUGUUAAUUUAUAUUGUAAUAAAUGACCAAAAUAUUUUAUCUAAAAGAGAAACAAA
This is a messenger RNA of Bactrocera latifrons, 675 nucleotides long. Its product is annotated as succinate dehydrogenase assembly factor 4, mitochondrial-like. Bases 129 to 479 code for a protein of 116 amino acids. The transcript has a single exon. Gene Ontology annotation, biological process: mitochondrial respiratory chain complex II assembly. NCBI's taxonomy places the organism in Eukaryota, Metazoa, Arthropoda, Insecta, Diptera, Tephritidae. The record is from RefSeq and is a predicted model, not a curated record. Gene Ontology annotation, cellular component: mitochondrion.